AGAUGAGCCUAGAGCAGCAGCCCCUGAUCAUGUGACUCCUCCUCCUCCAUGUGACUGAUCACCUGACUGUGACAUCAUCACAGUUCCUGUUAGUAAACUUCCUGUACAACUCUAAGGAAGAAGGGAGAAGAUAUGAACACUAUUAAUGUUCCAAAGACAGAUUGGAGCGGUGAUGAGCAGUAUAAAGAAAACAUUCCUACAGGAAAAGAUCCAAUCUAUAUUAACGCUGCAGACAUAAAGGAAGAAGAAGAGACAGAUGUGAGCGGUAAUGAUCAGUAUAUGGAGAACAUUGCUACAGGGAAAGAUCCAAUCUAUAUUAACAAUGCAGACAUAAAGGAAGAAGAGGAGACAGAUGUGAGCGGUAAUGAUCAGUAUAUGGAGGACAUUCCUACAGGAAAAGAUCCAAUCUAUAUUAACGCUGCAGACGUAAAGGAAGAAGAAGAGGAGACAGAUGUGAUCAGUGAUGAGCAGGAUAGGAAGGACAUUCCUACAGGGAAAGAUCCAAUCUAUAUUAACACUGCAGACAUAAAGGAAGAAGAAGAGGAGACAGAUGUGAGCGGUGAUGAGCAGUAUAAGGAGGACAUUCCUACAGGAAAAGAUCCAAUCUAUAUUAACACUGCAGACAUGAAGGAAGAAGAAGAGGAGACAGAUGUGAGCGGUGAUGAGCAGUAUAAGGAGGACUUUCCUACAGGUAACCGUCCAGAUGGCUGUACCAGGAGAUCAGAGGAGAAUCUUAUAUCUUCAGAUUAUAAAGCAGAUGAUGAUAUCACACAAGAUACAUAUGAAGAACAUUCCAUUACCCCAGAUACACCCUCAGCCCUUCACAGCCAAGAUCUGCCAUCUGAUCCUGUUAUACAAGUCCGACCUAAAGAUUCAACUCAGUCUGUUAAACAAAAAAAGGAAAAGCGAUUUUCAUGUCCAGAAUGUGGGAAAUGUUUUUCUUGUAAAUCAAAUCUUGUUAAACAUCAAAGAAUUCACACAGGAGAGAAGCCAUUUUCAUGCUCAGAAUGUGGAAAAUGUUUUACUCAGAAAACACAACUUGUUAAACAUCAAAGAAUUCACACAGGAGAAAAGCUAUUUUCAUGUUCAGAAUGUGGGAAAUGUUUUAGUCAUAAAUCAGGUUGUGUUAAUCAUCAAAGAAUUCACACAGGAGAGAAGCCAUUUUCAUGUUCAGAAUGUGGGAAAUGUUUUACUCAGAGAUCAGGUUUUGUUAAACAUCACCGAAUUCAUACAGGAGAGAAGCCAUUUUCAUGUUCAGAAUGUGGGAAAUGUUUUAGUCAGAAAUCAGGUUUUGUUAAUCAUCAAAGAAUUCACACAGGAGAGAAGCCAUUUUCAUGUUCAGAAUGUGAGAAGUGUUUUACUGAGAAAUCGUUACUUCUUAAACAUCAAAGAAUUCACACAGAAGUAAAGCCAUUUUCAUGUUCAGAAUGUGGGAAGCAUUUUACUCUAAAAACAGAUCUUGUUAAACAUCACCGAAUUCACACAGGAGAGAAGCCAUUUUCAUGUUCAGAAUGUGGGAAAUGUUUUAGUCAGAAAUCAGGUUUUGUUAAUCAUCAAAGAAUUCACACAGGAGAAAAACCAUUUUCAUGUUCAGAAUGUGGGAAGUGUUUUACUCGGAAAACAAUUCUUCUUCAACAUCAAAGAAUUCACACAGGAGAAAAGCCAUUUUCAUGUUCAGAAUGUGGGAAAUGUUUUACUCUGAAAUCAGAACUUGUUACGCAUCAAAGAAAUCACACAGGAGAAAAGCCAUUUUCAUGUUCAGAAUGUGGGAAGUGUUUUACUCUGAAAACAAUUCUUGUUAAACAUCAAAGGAUUCACACAGGAGAAAAGCCAUUUUCAUGUUCAGAAUGUGGGAAAUUGUUUUCUGAGAAAUCGGAUCUUCUUAAACAUCAAAGAUAUCACACAGGAGAAAAGCCAUUUUCAUGUUCAGAAUGUGGGAAGUGUUUUACUCUGAAAACAAUUCUUGUUAAACAUCAAAGAAUUCACACAGGAGAAAAGCCAUUUUCAUGUUCAGAAUGUGGGAAAUUGUUUUCUGAGAAAUCGGAUGUUCUUAUACAUCAAAGAUAUCACACAGGAGAAAAGCCAUUUUCAUGUUCAGAAUGUGGGAAAUGUUUUACUCAGAAAUCACAUCUUGUUAUGCAUCAAAGAAUUCACACAGGAGAAAAGCCAUUUUCAUGUUCAGAAUGUGGGAAGUGUUUUACUCAGAAAACAGAUCUUGUUAAACAUCAAAGAAUUCACACAGGAGAGAAGCCAUUUUCAUGUUCUGAAUGUGGGAAAUGUUUUACUGAGAAAUCAAACCUCUCCAUUCAUCAAAGAACUCACACAGGAGAGAAGCCAUUUUCAUGCUCAGAAUGUGAAAAAUGUUUUAGACAGAAUUCAAAUCUUGUUAAACAUCAAAGAAUUCACACAGGAGAAAAGCCAUUUUCAUGUUCAGAAUGUGGAAAAUGUUUUAGUCAGAAUGGAACUCUAGUUGAACACCAAAGAAUUCACACUGGGGAGAGGCCAUUUUCAUGUUCAGAAUGUGGAAAAGGUUUUAGUCAGAAUUCAAAUCUUGUUAAACAUCAAAGAAUUCACACAGGGGAAAAGCCAUUUUCAUGUUCAGAAUGUGGAAAAUGUUUUAGUCAGAAUGGAACUCUAGUUGAACAUCAAAGUAUUCACACUGGGGAGAGGCCAUUUUCAUGUUCAAGAUGUGGAAAAGGUUUUCUUAAAAAAAUAGAUCUUGUUAAACAUCAAAGAAUUCACACAGGUGAGAAGCUAUUUUCAUGUUCAGAAUGUGGGAAGUGUUUUACUCAGAAAACAGUUCUUGUUAAACAUCAAAUAAUUCACACAGGAGAAACGCCAUUUUCAUGUUCAGAAUGUGGGAAAUUUUUUAUUCAGAAAUCACAUCUUGUUACGCAUCAAAGAAUUCACACAGGAGAAAAGCCAUUUUCAUGUUCAGAAUGUGGGAAGUUUUUUAGUCUGAAAACAGAUCUUGUUAAACAUCAAAGAAUUCACACAGGAGAAAAGCCAUUUUCAUGUUCAGAAUGUCGGAAAUGUUUUACUCUGAAAUCACUUCUUGUUAAGCAUCAAAGAAUUCACACAGGAGAAAAGCCAUUUUCAUGUUCAGAAUGUGGGAAAUGUUUUACUCAGAAAUCAAAUCUUGUUAAACAUCUAAAAACUCACACUGGAGAGAAGCCAUUUUCCUGUUCUGAAUGUGGGAAAUGUUUUACUGAGAAAUGUAAUCUUAUCAAACAUCAAAGAAUUCACACAGGAGAGAAGACAAUUCAGAGCAUUAAAUGAUGCAGAUAAGACAUCUAUAUAUUAACCAUGUACAUAGGAUAUCUGACAUUUAUACAUAUAUCAUAUACUGCAUCUCCAAACUUGUUCCCAAUUGUUAAUAAAAGUUUUCUUUUAGAACGUAGUCACCGAUCCAGCGAUGUCAUCACUAUAGUUUACAUGGUAGGAAAAGAGUGUGAUAUAUGGUUGUGAUAUUCACUGCUCCUCAUGGAGAAGACCCAACAGGCAUAAUCCAUGGGGAGCUGCUACUGGAGACCCAAACACCUCAGAGAGAAGGGACUUAUUCCAGUGAUGAAGAAUUCCAGGACAUGACCAGAUUAGAGACACAAAAUCACUUCUAUCUUCUGGCUUCUAGGACAUUAUUCUGAUGGAAGAACUUUACACUUUAUAAAAAGUCCUAUAGGUGUUGGGGAACAUUUAUAGACAAUUAUCCCAAGUAAUAGAAGUAAUACAGUAACUCACCACUAGGGAUGAGGGAGCCGAGCCCCGGGAACCCAGAUUCAACCUGAAUUUCGGGUUGCAGUGACUCAUAGAAUUUCUGAACAUUUCCAGGUUCAGAUUGCGCGUCCCGGGUAAUUUGUGCGAUAACAACAUGAGGGAUGAAGAACACGUUUUGGCGUUUUGGUGCCCAGAGGAAGCAGGAAGUACAGGGGCAGGGAAAUGGCGUCAGGUUGACCAGCAUUCCUUACAACUAUCACAUGAUCACCCCAGGUUUACGAUGAUUUGCUGGUUUAUAUGUCAGUCAACU
Molecule: messenger RNA, 4024 nt
Organism: Hyla sarda
Lineage: Eukaryota; Metazoa; Chordata; Amphibia; Anura; Hylidae
Product: zinc finger protein 585A-like
Exons: 5
Coding region: 133-3279 (1048 amino acids)
Biological process (GO): regulation of transcription by RNA polymerase II
Cellular component (GO): nucleus
Molecular function (GO): RNA polymerase II transcription regulatory region sequence-specific DNA binding; DNA-binding transcription factor activity, RNA polymerase II-specific
Source: RefSeq, a predicted model, not a curated record